Molecule: messenger RNA, 963 nt
Organism: Drosophila nasuta
Lineage: Eukaryota; Metazoa; Arthropoda; Insecta; Diptera; Drosophilidae
Gene: Jhbp2
Product: Juvenile hormone binding protein 2
Exons: 7
Coding region: 16-867 (283 amino acids)
Biological process (GO): multicellular organismal reproductive process
Source: RefSeq, a predicted model, not a curated record
UUGGCUUUUGGUUAAAUGGCUUGGUACAAUGCAGCGUUGGUUCAUUCCUCGCUCGAGUCGCGUGAAAGUUGGACGUCAACAAACCACCGCAACCACCGCAACUACAACACUUCAACCAUGUACCACAAAUUUGGAAUAUUACUGCUGCUGUCCAUAUUGGGCACCAUAUUUGCCCAGCAACAACCUUACUAUUUGCAGCAAUGCCCCCGCGAUGAGGCAGCUAUUAACGAGUGUCUACGUGAUAGUGGCAACAAGUUAGUCCAUUACCUCCAAAAGGGCAUCCCCGAACUGGACAUUUACGAGAUUGAACCUGUGGUAAUCGAUGAAAUUGGUAUUGUUUUGGGAAGCGGCCCAGACGGUUAUCGUGCCCUGUUCCGAAACAUUCAGGCAUUCGGCGUCAGCAAUAUUACCGUCACCAAUGUUCGCUCCGACUUGGAUUCACUACAAUUCCAGCUGACGUGCGAGAUACCCCGCAUACGCGUCAAGGCUCAAUAUCGAUCUACAGGUGUUCUGAUCUUGGUUAAGGCCUCCGGAGCUGGUGACUACUGGGGCGAAUAUGAGGGCGUUAAGGCCAAGAUCUAUUUUAAGGCUUUGGCCAACGAAGGUCCUGAUGGACGUACAUAUCUCAGCACUGAUUCGGUGAAGAUGGAUUUCAAUGUAAAGGAUAUACAGAUGGGCGUGGAUAAUAUUGCCAAUGGCAACUCUGUCAUACAGGCUGCCCUCAAUUUGUUCAUCAACUCGAACUCUCAAGAGCUGCUGAAGGAAAUGAAACCUGCGCUACGCACUAAGCUGACUCUAGUCAUCCGCAACUUUAUGGAUCGUUUGUUCGCAAAGAUACCACUCGAUGAAUGGAUCAACUUAAACUAGAGGGUGACAUUAUGAGCAACAUUACCAUAUAUUUAUAAUAAGACCUAAUUUAUUGCACACAAUGAACAAAUAAAUACUUAUACAAAUAACAAAAUA